Molecule: messenger RNA, 1317 nt
Organism: Zea mays
Lineage: Eukaryota; Viridiplantae; Streptophyta; Magnoliopsida; Poales; Poaceae
Product: O-methyltransferase ZRP4
Exons: 2
Coding region: 57-1163 (368 amino acids)
Molecular function (GO): protein dimerization activity; O-methyltransferase activity
Source: RefSeq, marked provisional
CAACAAUAGCUCUGCUUGUUUUUUUUUUCAAAUAAAAAAAGCACGAGCUCAGCGACAUGGCGCCCGCCAAAGCGCAGCACACAAGCACUAACCAGCAGACAUUGCUGGAUGCGCAGCUCCAGCUCUGGCAUCACGCCUUCGGCUACGUCAAGUCCAUGGCGCUCAAGGCCGCCCUAGACCUCGGCAUCCCCGACGCCAUCCACCAGCACGGCGGCUCAGCCACCCUCCCACAGAUAGUCACCGAGCUGGCCGCACUCCACCCGUCCAAGACACCGUGUCUGCGACGCCUCAUGCGCGUGCUCACUCUCACCGGCGUCUUCGGCGUCGUCGUUCAGCACUCGACGACCGACGGCGGCAGCGAUCUUGUCUACGAGCUCACGCCGGCGUCUCGCCUCCUGGUCGGCUCGGCGCCGUCCAACGGCCCGAACGUGAGUCCGUUUCUGAACAUGAUCCUCGGCACCGCCUUCGUGUCCUCCUUCCUCGACCUCGGCGAGUGGUUCCAGCACGAGCUGCCGGACCCGUCCCCGUUCAAGCUGGCGCACGGGCAGCACGUGUGGGACAUGGCCCGCCACGACGCGAGCUUCGCCAAGCUCUGCGACAGCGGCAUGGUCGCGGACAGCGGGUUCAUCAUGGACGUCAUGGUCGAGGAGUGCGCCGACGGUGUUUUCCGAGGGAUCAGCUCCCUGGUCGACGUCGCCGGCGGGCUCGGCGGCGCUGCCCAGGCCAUCGCGAAGGCGUUCCCGCACAUCGACUGCAGCGUGCUGGACCUCCCGAACGUCGUCGCCGCUGCGCCCACUAGCACCGACGUGAAGUACAUCGCCGGCGACAUGUUUCAGAGCAUCCCAGCCGCAGACGUUGUCUUCCUCAAGUGGGUUCUGCAUGACUGGGGCGAUGCCGAAUGCGUCAAGAUAUUGCAGAACUGCAAGAAGGCCAUACCAUCCGAAGGAGGGAAGGUGAUAAUAAUGGAUAUCGUGGUUGGAGCGGGGUCGUCCGACCGGAAGCAUGUAGAGACGCAGGUCUUGUUCGAUCUCUUUAUCAUGGCUAUCAAUGGAGCCGAACGAGAUGAGGAAGAGUGGAAGAAGAUCAUUUUCGAAGCCGGAUUUAGCUCUUACAAUAUCAUACCCGUUCUGGGUGUUCGAUCCAUCAUAGAGGUCUACCCGUAGUCCAUACAAGUUCAUGUAACAAAGUGCUGUUUUGGGCGACCCUGAUGCAGUUUCGUUGAAAGCGUCCCUGCAUGAUGCUAGAAUCAACAGCCACACACAAUAAUUAAUAAUUCGCAUCACGUGGACAACUUUCCAUGUGUUUGGUUGCUCUCGC